CACUCUCGUCGGUCGACCGUUCAGAUAGAAGUCACUGCUGUACGCCGCAAGCAGCCGUAACCUCCAAGUGUGUGUGUGUGUGUAUGUGUGUUUUUGGUGUGUGAAAACGAGUGAAGCAAAUUGCAAAAAAAGGACACCAUGAAGCUGCUUCUCCUGUUGGGCGCACUAUGUGUCGCCGGUACGAUGGCCGCCCCGCAGAAGGAGGAGGCUGCCGAGAUGGUGGUAGAUCCCGAGGUGGAAUUGCCCGCCUUCAUGGAGAUCUGCUAUCGUGACAGUCCCGAUCUGAGCAACUGCAUCAAGAACAGCAUCCAGCGCAUGCUUCCGGAAAUGCACACCGGCAUUGAAUCGCUCGGCUUCCCGUCGCUCGAUCCGUUCCUGUCCAAGAGCACGUACGUCGACUACAAGCGCAACCAGAUGGCGGCCUCCAUGCACGUCAAGAACGCCAAAACGUACGGCAUGCGAAAGGCACAAAUUCUGGACGUUCGGGCCACCGCCACCGACAAGUUCAUGAACCUGGCCGUCGACGUGCGCUUCCCCGAGAUCGUGAUGGAGGGUUACUUCAAGGGCGAGGGACGCUUCAACAGCAUCAAGCUGGCGUCGAAGGGUUACUUCAACAACACGAUGACUGACGUUACCACGACCUGGAAGAUGUCGGGCCACGUGAAGGAGCGCGACGGUGAGCAGUACCUGGAGAUCGAAGACUUUGACAUGAGCCCGGAGGUGGGCAACAUGAAGAUCUACGCCACCGGACUCUUCCCCGAUCCGGAAUUGAACCAAAUUGCGCUCGAGUUUGUCAACCAGUACUGGCCAAUGUUCUACAAGGAGAUGCUGCCCGGCACCCGGCAGGUGUGGGAACCGGUCAUGAUUGAGCUGGUGAACAAGAUUUUCCUGCGCGUCCCUUACCGGCGACUGUUGCCCAAGGAGCAGCAAUAGAUUGUAGGGUGUGGAGGACCACAGCAAUGUAUGUUGUUGUGUUCUUUUUUCGUUUUAAGAAGUUCGGUUAUGUUGUUGUAAUAAAGAAGCCGUUGAAGCUUCCACCUUUCCUGGA
Molecule: messenger RNA, 1048 nt
Organism: Anopheles merus
Lineage: Eukaryota; Metazoa; Arthropoda; Insecta; Diptera; Culicidae
Exons: 5
Coding region: 139-933 (264 amino acids)
Source: RefSeq, a predicted model, not a curated record